AUGUCAGACGACGACGACUUCAUGCAGGCCUCUGAUGAGGAGAACUACGACUUCGAGUACGAGGAUGACGAUGAUGUCGAUCAGGGCGGCGACGUCGACGUCGAGAACAAAUACUACAAUGCGAAACAGAUGAAGGUGGACAACCCGGAAGAGGCGAUCGAUGAAUUCUUAGGCGUACCUGCGUUGGAAGACGAGAAGGGAGACUGGGGUUUCAAAGGUUUGAAGCAGGCCAUAAAGCUUGAGUUCAAACUGGGACGAUACAAGCAGGCGGUGGAACACUAUACGGAGCUCUUGACGUACGUCAAGUCUGCGGUGACUCGUAACUAUUCAGAAAAGUCCAUCAACAACAUGCUGGACUUCAUCGAGAAGAACGCCGAAGACGAAGCUGCCAACCAAUGCAUGGAGCACUUCUACUCCAAGACUCUCGAAUCCUUCCAGGCCACUAACAACGAGCGGUUAUGGCUUUCGACCAACACCAAGCUUGCACGUCUCUGGCUUGCUCAAAAGAACUAUGACCGUCUAACUGACAAAGUCCGCGAGCUACACAAGGCGUGCCAGUUCCCUGACGGCACCGAUGACCCAAGCAAAGGCACAUACUCCAUGGAGGCAUACGCGCUCGAGAUUCAGAUGUAUGCAGAGACACGCAACAACAAGCGGCUGAAGGGAUUGUACACGCGUGCGCUCAGAGUGCGUUCAGCGGUACCACAUCCCAAGAUCAUGGGAAUCAUCCGCGAGUGCGGCGGCAAGAUGCACAUGAGUGAAGAGAAUUGGAAGAGCGCCCAGAGUGACUUCUUCGAAUCAUUCCGCAACUACGACGAGGCGGGAUCGUUGCAGCGCAUUCAGGUGCUCAAGUAUCUCGUGCUGACGACCAUGCUCAUGGGCUCGGACAUCAAUCCAUUCGAUUCGCAGGAAACCAAGCCAUACAAGAACGAUCCUCGCAUCGCGGCUAUGACGGAGCUGGUGGAUGCAUACCAACGAGAUGACAUUCAUCAAUAUGAGACGGUUCUCCAGAAGAACAAGGACCUCCUUGCAGAUCCAUUCAUCGCGGAGAAUAUUGACGAAGUCACCCGCAAUAUGCGUACCAAGGCGGUGGUCAAACUGGUGGCACCAUACACCCGCUUCCGUCUCGACUUCAUUGCGAAGCGGCUGAACAUCUCGAUACCCGAGGUUCAGGACAUCGUGGGCUUCCUGAUGAUGGACAAGAAGCUGCGUGGCAAGAUCAACCAGGAUGCCGGGACGGUCGAGAUCGAGAGCCGCGCAGAUCUAGAUCGGAUGCACGCUGUGGCGGAUUGGACGGCGGCAAUUCGUUCGCUGGCGUCGGUUGUGCUCAACGACGGCGACUUCAAGCAAGACGAUGCCGGAAUGGGACCAGGUGGCAGCUCCUCCCUUACCGGCACGCCUGAAGCCUUCGACAUUAUGGCCCCGUCAUCACGCGGUGGAAAGCGCAAGCCGAACCGAGCAGCAGGGAAAUGA
Zasmidium cellare ATCC 36951 is the source of this 1473-nucleotide messenger RNA. RefSeq lists its product as uncharacterized. Gene Ontology annotation, biological process: protein deneddylation. Lineage: Eukaryota; Fungi; Ascomycota; Dothideomycetes; Mycosphaerellales; Mycosphaerellaceae. The record is from RefSeq and is a predicted model, not a curated record. The transcript has 5 exons. Gene Ontology annotation, cellular component: COP9 signalosome. Bases 1 to 1473 code for a protein of 490 amino acids.